Molecule: messenger RNA, 886 nt
Organism: Folsomia candida
Lineage: Eukaryota; Metazoa; Arthropoda; Collembola; Entomobryomorpha; Isotomidae
Product: probable RNA-binding protein 46
Exons: 5
Coding region: 129-698 (189 amino acids)
Cellular component (GO): nucleus
Molecular function (GO): mRNA binding
Source: RefSeq, a predicted model, not a curated record
UGCGAUUCUUGCUUUGGUCACGAAUACACCUCCCCAAAAACUCGUCCAGUUUCCACUCCGUUCCAGUUGCUACUUCAUUCCUAAUUUUUGUUUCCAAGAAAUUACUUCCCAACAGUUCAAUAACGAAGAUGGAGUGGAGUCAGCAGAAUGGACAACGUUUGUACGGUCCCCCGGUGGAAUGUAAUUUGAAACUGCAGCAGGGAACCGAAGUAUUUGUCUCUAACAUUCCUCGAGCUUGUACAGAGUUCCAUAUUUACUCGAUAUUCGAGAAUGCGGGACCAAUUUAUCAAGUCAGAAUGAUGAUGGACUUCAGUGGAACUAACCGAGGUUAUUGCUUUGUUCGCUUUUUUGAGAAACAGCAUGCCUAUAAAGCAAUUCACGUGCUAAAUGGAUUCGAAAUUCAGAAAGGAAGCAAAAUUGGCGUUGUGAUGUCGUUGGAUAAUUGCAGCCUGCAUAUUCCUAAGAUUCCCCCAAACAAAAGUGAAGAAGACGUUCGAAAAGAAAUAUAUCGAGUUUGUAAUGACGUCACAAAUGUGACCGUUGUUCCUCACAACGAUGGAAAGAAUAAUCAGUCGUGCUUGGUCGAUUUUACUACUCACAGAGCUGCAUCGAUCGCUCGGAGAUUAUUUCUGUCCAGAAAAGUUAAGCUGUGGGACCAGUGCUGCUUUGUGGAGUGGGCUCAGCCGUCCGACAAAUGAUCAAAUUUCGUCACCUGCUUGGUUGUCAUCGCUGGUUGGAGAUUUAUGUAAAAGAGGAGAACUUAUUUUGACUUGUCGUUUUAGUAUUGUAUCGUGUUUGAUGUUUUUUAUUUAUGAUUUAACGAUGAACUUAUUUAACGAUGAUAUUAUUGAUUUGGCGCAUAUCUUUGAUGAUUUUUAUAUUUAUU